Chara braunii is the source of this 7029-nucleotide messenger RNA. The record is from the annotation of a GenBank genome assembly. Lineage: Eukaryota; Viridiplantae; Streptophyta; Charophyceae; Charales; Characeae.
UCGUUACUGCCGAGUCGUUGUCAAUUUGUGCGGUCCUUUGUCGUUAAUAAUCUGUGCGUACUCGCGGCAAUUGAAAUGCCUUUCCCUUCUCCGUUUGGUGAGGGGGGAUCGCGAUGGAAGAGCUUUCUAUGCACGGCCUAGGCCCAGCUUGUCAACAGGCACAAUAAAGGUGAAAAAUCGACAAUAUCAGCACUCCGACGCGACGGUCGUUCAAGUGGGGACCACGACCAUCGUUGCCAUCGCUGUACACGAACGAACACUUGGACGCUCGCCGACCACGGCAGUCAUGAAGGGCUUCUCUACGACAAUGGCAUUGCUGGGAGAGGAGAAUGGGGUUUCGCUUUCACAUAACCCAGUGAGAGAGAGGGAAAGGGGGCAGGAUGGGGAAGAGCAGGAGGAGGAGGAGGAAGGGAGGGGCGUCCGUCGAGUUGAUGAUGAGGUACGGCCGCGAAACCAGCGAGUGGGUUGGGCCGAGGAGUCGAGUCGCCGUCGCUCAAGACAUCUGGAUCUUCCAGAUGAGCAAGCGUCGGCGGCGUUCUUGGCCGGGAUCGGCGUUGUAAGUGGGCCUUCGGGAACGAUCUAUCCCUUCGUACGUGAAGGCGGCGGCGAUGUGUCCGUGGUACGCCCUCGUAGUUUGCUCUCCACGCAUCUUGGUGGCAUGUCGCCUUUUGCGUCGGCGACGUUCUCGUCAGGGCGGGAAGCGGCGGUGCAAGCAUCCGAGUAUGCGAAUCCAUCUUUUGCAGGUCCAUCCUGUUCCUCUUCGUUAUCUGGUUCCUCCUCCUUAUGGGUCGAGGUGGGGAAUAGGGAGGGGUUGGUGGUGGACGAUCAUACGACCUCUCCUUUGCCGGAUCCUAAGGGCAGCGUGCUCGUCGGCGCUAGAUGUGGUAGCCACACUAGCAACAGCAGUGUCCUCGUCUCUGGAUACGAAACAUGGCAGCCGCAAGGCUAUUCCGAGGAACGAAGUCAAAUACAUGAUGGUUCUUGUGGAGGAGGAGAAGGGUCCCGCUGUGGCCUGGACGAGCUGGGCGAGAGGGGUUUGGGGAACGGACGUGUAGCGAUGUGUCGACGGGCUGCGGUAGCAAUGGUGGGAGCAGAAGCAGCAGCAGGGGCAGGCAGUACAGCUGGCGUGAUGACUAAUCAGCCCGAGUCAGCUGUCGUUUCAGAAGGGGAGGGGAGGGAGAGAGGCGGCGAUGUGAGACGCAUAUCGGCGGGGGAUGGCAGAGAAGACGUGCGGGAGGACUUCUUGCGGAUGUCGUCAGCUCCUCCGGACAUGAGUAUGGGUGUUGAGCAAGGGUCCUUGCGGAGAGCCAGGGUUCCUUAUCGUGCUUGGGGGGUAGUGAAUCCAUCUGUGGGGGCUCCUGCGGAACAACGGCAGGAAGGGCGGAGACAUGACCUUGCCGGGCCGGGAAAGUUUUCUGGUGUCGGGGGGGAAUCGUCCACGGCAGCAGGAGGAGGAGGAGGAGGAGGAGGGGAUGGAGAUUGGACAACGGGUGUGGGGGUGAACGGCGGGAAGAUGAAUCGAUGCAGAGCGUUCAGUCAUCAUGGGAGAGGCGCAGGCGGCGGAAGUAACGGCGUCGGCGAGAUGGUGUCCUCGGGCAUAAGAGAGGUGUCGACGGCAACGGAGGCAAGGGGGGCAUUAAUGCCACACGGAGUGCUGGUUGGGUCGCCUCAGUCUCGGCCCUCUGUUAAUGUCCAUCACAAGAGAGUUAAAUAUCUCAGCUUAGGGAAGUCAAGAAUGGGGGACUGCUUUUUGUCAUCGCCAUCUUCGUCUCCUCCUACCUCGCCGCCUGUUGGCACCAGCUCAGUUUCUUCGCAGCCUUCGUCUCCUGCCAGCAGUGCAGAUGACAAUCAAUGGGAACUGGCGGAGGUCCCUGAGUGGGUCGCAGCGGCCAGCGCGAUGAGGGGAGGGGGAGGGGGAGGGGGAGGGGGAGGAAGUGACUGCAACGGGGUGGCGACGGGAAGCGGGAGGAUCGCGUCGAUGGCGAGGUCCACUGAAGGAGCAAAGGGAGGAGAAGGAAAAAGAGAGAAAAUGAAUGACCGAGCAAAAGGGGAUGUGAAUGGGAUGGGAGAUUUGAACGGUGGAGGGGUGGGAGAAGGUGGUGGUGGUGGUUUCGAUGGUCAUGGAGGUUGCAGAUGGGGGGCCGGUGAGGGAGGAGGUUGGGGUGGCGGCAACAGAAGGGGUACUGAGGAAGAGGUUUAUGACGACGGGGAGGAGAGCGAGGAGAUGUCAUCGGCAUCAACGAUGGAUAUCACGGAUGAUCUGCUGCACAAGGUGUUCUCGUUUCUCGAUUAUGUGGGGUUGUGCAAUGCAGCACGAGUUUGCAAGCAGUGGAGAAUUGCCAGCAGUCAUGAAGAUUUCUGGCGUACUCUCAAUUUCGAGAAUAAACGUAUUACGCUGUCUCAAGUUGUUCAGCUCUGUGCUAGGUACCCGAGGGCAACUACCCUCAACUUGAAAGGAGCAACCUGUGCGGACAACGAACAUUUUGUGAGAGAUUCCAUUCGAACGCUCACGCACUUGGAGACUCUUGUGCUUGGCAAGGGCAUAUUCAGCGAAUCCUUGUUUUGGCACAUAAGCACGGAAUGCCCGUCACUGAAACGGUUGAGCAUAACGGAGGCUGUUCUGGGAAGCACGCACGCACAGGAGAUUCUAGUCCGGCAUGACAGCUUGCAAGAGCUUCAGAUUGUCAAGUGCAGAGUAAUAAGGAUAGCAGUCAGGUGUCCGCAGCUGGAGUUCCUUUCAUUGAAAAGCACCUCUGCAGCUUCCGCAUCUUUGACUUGUCCGCAAUUGCUUCAUCUGGACGUUUCAAACUGUCACAAACUUCCGGAUUCCGGCGUGCGGGCGGCUGCCACACUGUGUCCGCUGUUGCAGGUUCUUGAUGUGAAAAGUUGCGAAAACGUCACAGAUGAGACACUUCGUGAUAUUGCUGUGGCAUGCCCUUCCCUCACCAAGCUUGAUGCGUCACACUGUCCCGGUCUUGCUCUUGAGGGACUGCGCAUGCCUAACCUUGUUGAGAUGAAGCUCGAGGGUUGUGAAGGCAUCAAUACUUCAUCCAUGACUGCCCUGGGGCACUGUGAGAUGCUUGAGACCCUGGUGCUCAACUACUGCUGGCUGCUGCAGUCGGUGACAUUAGACCUUCCUCGCCUGCAAUCAAUCAGCCUUAAAAGCUGCCGCAAGCUGAUGGAAGUUGCACUGCGAAGCCCAGCGUUGAAGUCAUUGGAUGUCACACAGUGCCAUGCGCUUCAUCGCAUCGACGUCACCUCAAAGACUGUUGAGUCGCUUGUUCUUAAGCACCAAACCGGCCUCGCCUCCAUGGCGUUAAGAUGUCCUCUGCUUAGGGACGUUGACCUCAGUAACUGCGAUGCGCUCACCAAUGCUGUCUUCGACGUCUUCAGUGAUUUAGAAGCUUGCCCGUUACUCUCUUUGCUGGUGCUUGACAGUUGUGAGGGUCUGACAGAAGUGAAGCUCUCGUCUUGUAAAUUAUCCUCUUUAUCAUUGGUCGGCUGCCGAAACAUUGCAUCUAUUGACCUCUCAUGUCAAUCGCUGGGUGCUCUUCAUCUCGACGGUUGUGAUCGGCUAACUGAAGCUAGGUUUUCCCCAGUGGGAUUGCAGAGUCUGAACUUGGGCAUUUGCCCGCACUUGGCAUCUCUGGUACUUAAUGCUCCUGAGAUGACUGUGCUGGACCUUCGUGGCUGUGGCACACUGAAGGAGGCUCACAUAACAUGUCCAAAGCUGACUUCCCUGGACGCGUCGUACUGCAGUCGUUUGGGAGACGAAAUGCUGGCCGCAACUGCGAGUGCGUGCUUGUCACUGCAGACCCUGGUUCUGGCUGCCUGUCCAGCAAUUGGAGCUGCAGGGUUGCUUGCUCUGAAGGGUCUUCCGGCGCUGAACACGCUUGACCUGUCUUACACGGAGAUACAGGAUCUGUCGCCUGUUUUUGAAGCGUGCCCACAAAUAAGAGUGCUUCGCGUAUCGGCUUGCAAAUGGCUUGACGAUGCCGCUCUUGCCCCACUCUACGAUAGCCAGGCGCUCAUGAACUUGAGAGAGCUAGAUGUCUCUUACUGCAACCUAAGUAAUGCUGCGCUCGGCAGUGUGUUGGCGCUAUGUCCCAGGCUAGUGUCUGUGAACCUCAGCGGGUGUGAGAACGUAACAGAUCUAGUGUGGGAUCGUAUAUCAGGGAGGCCACUUGCAUCGGAUUCCGAUGAUCUCUCGGAUGCACAGAUUGGGGAGGAGAUUGAGAAAAGGUUGACUUCAGAUCAAGGAAUUGCUUUGGAUCUUUACUCAGGGGAGAGAAUUCUUGAACAAGUGAGGUUACAGAGUCCAGCCCAGGAAGAUGAACCCGUGGUGGGCCUCCAGUACAUGGACAUCGAUGCAGCUGAGGCUUCUGAGAGAGAGGGAGAGGAUUCGGUGAUGUCGUCAGCUUGUGGAUCGAGGUAUCCCUUGGCAUGCGCGAGAAAGAUUGGAAAUGCAAGAGCGGACGUGGCUCAUUGCCAGCUGCUGGCUAAUGAAGAUGGGUAUAUGAGUCUAGACAGCCUGGACUUGAGUCCCGAUGUGCUUGGACCGGAGUUUGUUGGAACCGUCAGAACUGAUACGGAGAUCCUACGGCGUGCUGGCGAGCUCGGGAAACCAUUGAUGAGUGAUGACGAUUCAAGGGCUUUGCAGACGCUUAUUUGCGUUGGGUGCAAGUCAAUAAGGUGUGCUGUUGUUCUGGAGAAUGCGUCAUGCAACGACUUGACGUGUCUCAACCUUUCUCUCUCAAGGAACCUCAGGGAAGUGCGGCUAGCGUGCUCUAAUCUGCGGUCGCUUAAUUUGAGCAAUUGUGUCUCCUUAGUGACGUUGAAGCUGCAAUGCCCAAGAUUGACAAGUCUCUUUCUCCAGGCCUGCUGCAUUGAGGUUGAGGUUUUGAGACAGGCUGUGAGAUCUUGCGCUGCCCUUGAGACGCUGGAUGUCCGCAACUGUUGUAAGGUGACUCCGGCUGUGCUGACUCAUAUCAGGGAAGUUUGCCCUCAGCUGAAGAGACUCUACAACAGUCUCUCAGGUUAAUUGGCAGCCAUCGAAAUCCAUGCUGCAUCUCUCUGGCAAUGACAAUGGUGUAUCUGUCUGCCUGUGUACAUGGAAGGUAAUCUUUUCAGGAUUGUACUAAGCUACUAGAACAAUCUAGAGCUAUCAUCUCUUUUGGGUCUUUGAUCUGAAGAUUCUCCGGGAUGAGCGUCUUGGCCGAUUGGCAGGUGUUUCUCUGUCAAAGGUUCAGCGUAGCUACUACUGGAGAGUAGUAGAUGUUUUCAUCUAGGGUAGAGAGAAAGGGGCUGCUGAGCUUGUAAAAGUGUGUGGCUUGUGAAAGCGAAUACAUAACAAUUUCAUGUUUACGUCAUGUCUUCCUUCUUCUUUUGUUCUUCCAUCCUCAACCGCGGAAACAAACGGAAUAAACUCUGGCAGGGUGGCCCUUCUGUUUGAAGACCGGUUCCUGUGUUCAUUUGCAAACAGAGGGCUCUAUAUACAGGACUGUCAGCUCACGUACAACGCUCACAGGACUGGCACUUGGUGUCUGUGCCACAAGCAUCAGCUCACGUACGACGCGCACAGGACUGUCAGCUGAGUGCUAUUUUUAGUUUUUAUUUUUUAACUGUGGAUUCGAUCCUAUGCUGCUGUGGAAGGAAACAGUGCUUUGUUAAGUCCCCUGUUUUGGGGGCUGUGAUUGCACUGUGUUGAUUUUUGCUGCCCUUAAAGACUGGGAGCAUUGUCACAAGGCUCAAAUGGAACGUUGUAGGAAAAGCUUCUUCGCGAAGUGUGUUGUCAAUCGCUUCACUCUUUCCAUCACCUCUCCUGUCUCCCCCCCCCCAAAUCUCUCUCGUUCCUGCGCCGAGGUCAUUAGAGUUGUGCAGGAGUCUCCGAGCUCAUAGACGUAAUGGUCAUGCGUAGUUGUGUGUUCCCUUUCUUGUUGGUGCAGUGGUCUUGUAUUGAAAGGCAGAUGUAGGAAAGAGCACGGUGAGAAAAGAGUACCUGUAGAAAGCUCCAGAGGGGCUGAUAGCGGUGGACAUCGGACGACCUUGGACAACGAAGUGGAAGUGCUGAGCCUGAGUUGUCGCCAUCUGGAAUGUAUCGUCAAACCUUGUCUAUAGUGACUCAUUCCUAGUUAUCAUCAUUCUGCUAAGGUUGGUAGUUUAUUGUUGUGGAGAUAGUAUAGUGGUCUUUUGUUAUUCUUGGUACUCUGUUGGUUAUCGAAAGCAGCACAGAAUCCGUUGCAAGGAAGGUUUCCCACCCACAGCAAACAAUGUAGGAAAGAAGAAUGCUGACGGUGGAGCUACUGCUCGGUCGAUUGGUGUACGUGAGGCUCAUCAGAUUGUUAGGCACAGAGUUUAGGCUGGACGGAUGUCGUUUUCAAGAUGUGGUUUUCUUUUUUUUCGUUGUUGUUUUCGACUCAGGUUUUGCAUUUUCCUGCCUUUGUGUUAAAAAAUCCAAUCCAGGCUUAAUCGCAUUUGGCCUACCGUCGGCGUUAGUCGUGAUUAACCAAUUUUACUAGUACGAAAAGAGGCCAGCGGUGCAAGGUGAGGCCUCCGCUUUUAUCAAGUUUUAUGGGAACAACAGCUUUGUUUGCCAGGUCUAAACAAUCCACCAUGUCGUAGGCGGAAACAGGCAGAGAUGUUUCUCGCAAAGUUUGGACUGAGUUCUUACUGUCUGUCACCUGUGCAAAGCCGAUGCGUACGGAAGCCUGGAGGGCUCACUCUUUUGCAUUAGGUUGACAUAUAUGAUGGGGAGUUUGUAUCCCUCAUGUUUUUUAUUCCUAUAGAAUUCGACUCUCUGACUCUACGUUUGUUCUGUCUCUCUUUUUACCAGUACCGCUUUUUAUUCUUCUUUUUAUUCUUCGAAGCUGUCCUCUCUUCAUCAGGGGAUAGCUGUAUUUUUUGUCUCGAUGUUUUGCACUUCAGACCACCGGGGCAUUGGUUCCUCGAACGACCAGGACGUUAGUAGCGAAAAGACAAACGGGGCGCUCAUCAGGACAUCGCUAGCAAGGCCACUCUGUGCUGGGAAUA